UCUUCUCCUUCCCACAAAUAAAGAACAUCCUCUGGCAAAGCCAGAAAACGAAAUGGAGUAUCUAAGAAAGUCUUCUCUUUGGGCAUUGCCAACAUUUUUGCUUUGUGUUUUCAUAGUUUUUACCAACAAUAUUAAUGGCGUCAAUGCUUCCCACAAAGUUUUUCCAGAGUUGCAAUCUACUAUCCCUAUUGAUGUAGAAAAUGUCCACAGAACUGGUUACCAUUUUCAACCACCUAAAAACUGGAUCAACGAUCCCAACGGCCCAAUGUACUAUAAUGGUAUCUAUCAUCUAUUCUACCAAUACAACCCAUAUGGAUCAGUUUGGGGAAACAUUGUUUGGGCCCAUUCAGUCUCAACGGACUUGAUUAAUUGGAUCCCACUUGAGCCCGCAAUCUACCCAUCAAAAGUAUUUGACAAAUAUGGUACAUGGUCUGGAUCAGCCACAAUUUUGCCAGGCAACAAGCCCAUUAUUCUCUACACUGGAAUUGUUGAUUCCAACAAGACCCAAGUACAAAAUUAUGCAAUCCCGGCCGACUUGUCCGACCCAUUUCUCCGUAAAUGGAUCAAGCCCGAUAACAAUCCGUUAAUCGUCGCCGAUAUUACCAUCAACAAGACCCAAUUUCGUGACCCAACAACAGCUUGGUUGGGCCAAGAUGGUAAUUGGAGAAUCACAAUAGGCAGUGUGUGGGAAAAUAAGGGAAUAGCAUUAUUAUACAAAAGUAAGGAUUUCAUGAGGUGGACUAAGGUCAAAAGUCUACUUCAUUCGGCUAAUAACACUGGAAAUUGGGAAUGUCCUGAUUUUUUUCCAGUGUUAUUGCAUGGUACUAAUGGUUUGGAUGCUUCAUACAAUGGCAAAAAUAUUAAGCAUGUUCUUAAGGUUAGCCUUGAUGUUACGAGGUUUGAGUACUACACAAUUGGUACUUAUGACACCAAAAAAGAUAGGUACGUUCCGGACAACACUUCUGUCGAUGGGUGGAAGGGAUUGAGACUUGACUAUGGAAAUUAUUACGCGUCCAAGUCAUUUUAUGACCCUAGCAAGAAUCGAAGAGUUAUAUGGGGUUGGGCUAACGAAUCAGAUACUGUUGAUGACGAUGUCAAAAAGGGAUGGGCUGGAAUCCAAACUAUCCCUCGCAAACUAUGGCUUGAUCCAAAUGGAAUACAAUUGGUCCAAUGGCCUGUUGAAGAAUUAAACACUCUAAGAGAAAAAAAGGUCCAACUAAAAAAUCACAAGUUGAAAAAGGGAGAAAUGAUUCAAGUUAAAGGGAUCACACCUGCACAGGCUGAUGUUGAAGUGACUUUCUCCUUCUCAAGUUUGGAUAAAGCAGAGCCAUUUGAUCCAAGCUGGACUGACCUUUACGCUCAAGAUGUAUGUGCUAUUAAAGAUUCGACAGUGCAAGGUGGAGUUGGGCCAUUUGGGCUCCUAACUUUGGCUUCUGAAAAAUUGGAAGAAUAUACGCCUGUAUUUUUCAGAGUUUUCAAGGCCCAAGAUAAAUAUAAAGUUCUCAUGUGUUCUGAUGCUUCAAGAUCAACACUUGAGAAUGACAAGACAAUGUACAAACCAUCAUUUGCGGGAUAUGUAGAUGUAGAUUUGACAAAAAACAAGAAAUUGUCUCUGAGGAGUUUGAUUGAUCACUCAGUAGUGGAAAGUUUUGGUGCCGGAGGAAAAACAUGUAUUACAUCAAGAGUUUAUCCAACAUUAGCAAUAUAUGAUAAUGCACGUUUAUUUGCCUUUAACAAUGGGACAGAGAACAUCAAAAUUGAACUGAAUGCAUGGAGCAUGGGUAAACCUAAGAUGGACUGGUCAUUUGGUCACUCUUCUUAUUGAAGCUAAUACUUGUAUUUAGUUCCACAUUAAUGUUGGCGUAUUUGUCUGUUCUUUUUGGUUUGAAACAUCGGAGACUUACUAUUUUUUUUCAUGUCAAGUUCUGGAAAAUGUUGUAGUGUAGUCUCUACUUCUAUCCUUAUUCUGACAGUAGACAGACAAUGUUCUUAAAGUUUGUGAAUGUGUAAGAAUUCGGGUUUUUUUUUUGCCGUUAAAAAGAAUUUAGCAAGGGAAUAUGGUUCUUUAUCA
This is a messenger RNA of Nicotiana attenuata, 2071 nucleotides long. Its product is annotated as beta-fructofuranosidase, insoluble isoenzyme 1-like. Gene Ontology annotation, molecular function: hydrolase activity, hydrolyzing O-glycosyl compounds. The transcript is spliced from 6 exons. Gene Ontology annotation, biological process: carbohydrate metabolic process. The record is from RefSeq and is a predicted model, not a curated record. Lineage: Eukaryota; Viridiplantae; Streptophyta; Magnoliopsida; Solanales; Solanaceae. Bases 53 to 1825 code for a protein of 590 amino acids.